AUGGAGGACGAUGGUGAAUGGGCUUGGCUCCCCAAGGACUUGCUGCACUCCAUAUUAGACCAGCUACAGCCAAUGGAAGAUGUUAUCAGAUUCAGCGCCGCUUGUACGGAAUGGCGUUCUGUUGCGGUAGCGAAUUUGAAAAGUCGCUCUCUUCAUCAAAGAGGAGUUCCAUUCUUGAUGAGUCGUACAAAAGACAAUAUCGGUAAUUUACACAGCGUGACCCAGAAGAAGAUGUAUAAAUUCCGGUUUCCAAUGCCUCACAAUAUGAAGUGUUGCGGCUGUUCCCUCGGUUGGUUGAUCAUGGUCGAUGUCACCAUGGACGUCAUCCUCUUCAAUCCCUUCUCCGGCAACGCCAUUACUCUUCCUCCCAUCCGAAGAUUGGUAUUUGAAAAACGUUAUGCGUUGGAAUUUGAAGAUACCCGCCGCCUCUCUGUUCUCCAACGAUAUGAAUAUGAAAUACGAUUGCGAGAAGAAUAUGGGGAAGAAGAAUUGGAAGAAAGGUUAGCCUUCAUUAAAUCUGGUGAUGAAGAUUGGACUUACGUUGAUAAUAAAACUAGUGGCUUUGAUUAUCUCUUUAAGACAAGUCCUCGAGUUAAGGGUUUUCGGUAUUUCGAGGACAUCCUUUAUUGGAAAAGCCAGUUUUAUGCUGUGGACCGCCUCGGAAAACUUCUAUCUUGUGAAAUCAAUACAAAUUUUACCGAUUUGAGAGUUAAGAUUGUUGAUGUUCCAAAGGGAGGAUUUGGGAUUGAUGCUACUUCUAGUUCAACUUUUUUUCAACAACUAGCAGAUAAUGGUGGUAAUGUAGGAUGGGUUAAGAAAAAGGAUUUGGGUGAUGCUGCCUUAUUCCUUGGAGACAACCAUUCUAUUUCAGUUCGCGCUUCUGAUUUUACUGGAUGUGAGCCAAACUCCAUAUAUUUCGCGGACAAGGAGGAUGAGACUGUAUGGUGUUAUCCUGGUUAUCCUUUUGACAUGGGUGUAUACAACUUGAAACACAAAUCAAUUGCACGAGACUACCAAUUGAAUCCUUCCCAAAGAUCGAUGCCACCUCCGAUUUGGAUAUUGCCUACAUUCAUGUGA
Messenger RNA from Vitis vinifera (wine grape), 1077 nucleotides. Its product is annotated as putative F-box protein At5g55150. Bases 1 to 1077 code for a protein of 358 amino acids. Lineage: Eukaryota; Viridiplantae; Streptophyta; Magnoliopsida; Vitales; Vitaceae. The record is from RefSeq and is a predicted model, not a curated record. Gene Ontology annotation, molecular function: protein binding. The transcript is spliced from 3 exons.